AUGUCUCGCUCCAACGUCAUCGUCCUUGACAAUGGUACCGGGUACACCAAGAUGGGUUUCGCGGGCAACUCGGAUCCAUCCUUUGUCUUCCCCACCGCCAUCGCAACGCGCACCACCGCCGCUGGCUCUUCUGGCGGUGCCGGGUCCCGCCCCAACGUCCCCUCCAAACCAGGCGGACUCUCCACCUCCUCCUCGCUCGCCUCAAAGCGCGGCAUCGAAGACCUCGAUUUCUUCAUCGGAGACGAAGCCUAUGCCAACGCCAAAACCUACCAAGUCGACCAACCCAUCCGUCACGGUCUCAUCGAAAACUGGGACCACAUGGAACGCUUUUGGGAACAGUGCAUCUUCAAAUACCUCCGCGCCGAACCCGAGGAUCACUACUUUAUGCUCACCGAACCGCCUCUCAAUCCACCCGAGAACCGCGAAAACACCGCCGAGAUCAUGUUCGAGUCGUUCAAUAUCAAGGGCUUGUACAUUGCGGUGCAGGCUGUACUGGCGCUGGCGGCUUCGUGGACGAGCAACAAGGUGACCGAUCGUACCUUGACGGGUACCGUGAUCGAUUCCGGUGAUGGUGUGACGCACGUGAUUCCCGUGGCGGAGGGCUAUGUCAUCGGUUCUGCCAUCAAGCAUAUUCCGAUCGCCGGUAGGGAUAUCACCUACUUUGUUCAACAGUUGCUGCGCGAACGCGGUGAAGCAGCCAACAUCCCACCGGAGGAUUCGAGGAGGGUGGCAGAGAAGAUCAAGGAGGAUUACUCGUACGUCUGCCAAGACAUCGUCCGCGAGUUCCGACGAUACGACGAGGACCCCUACAAGUACUUUGAAAGGUUCGAGGGCGAGCACACCGUCACCGGCCGAAAGUACUCGGUCGACGUCGGCUACGAGCGUUUCCUCGCACCCGAGAUCUUCUUCAACCCGGAAAUCGCCUCCUCCGACUUCCUCACUCCUCUCCCCGAGGUAGUCGACGGCGUCAUCCAGCAGUCGCCCAUCGACGUCCGUCGCGGCCUCUACAAGAACAUCGUCCUCAGCGGUGGCAGCACCAUGUUCCAGCACUUUGGUCAGAGGCUCAAGAAGGAUCUCCGCAGCAUUGUCGAUAGGAGGUUGGCGGCGAGCGAAAGCGCCAGUGGAAGCCUGAUGAGGAGCAGCGGGUUGGAGGUGAAUGUCGUCAGCCACAAGAUGCAGCGCUACGCCGUGUGGUACGGUGGAAGCCUGUUGGGCAGUCUGCCGGACUUCUACAGCUAUUGCUACAACAAGCAGGAUUACGAGGAGCACGGUCCGUCGAUUGUUAGGAAGUUUAGUGUUUUUGGAAGUGUGUAG
Messenger RNA from Pseudozyma hubeiensis SY62, 1314 nucleotides. RefSeq names its product actin. Gene Ontology annotation, molecular function: actin filament binding. Lineage: Eukaryota; Fungi; Basidiomycota; Ustilaginomycetes; Ustilaginales; Ustilaginaceae. The transcript has a single exon. The record is from RefSeq and is a predicted model, not a curated record. Gene Ontology annotation, biological process: Arp2/3 complex-mediated actin nucleation. Gene Ontology annotation, cellular component: actin cortical patch; Arp2/3 protein complex. The coding region runs from base 1 to 1314 and encodes 437 amino acids.